This is a messenger RNA of Loxodonta africana (African savanna elephant), 498 nucleotides long. It is a transcript of the gene DYDC2, whose product is annotated as DPY30 domain containing 2. NCBI's taxonomy places the organism in Eukaryota, Metazoa, Chordata, Mammalia, Proboscidea, Elephantidae. Gene Ontology annotation, cellular component: Set1C/COMPASS complex. The record is from RefSeq and is a predicted model, not a curated record.
AUGGAAACGGGGUACCUGAAGAGAUGCUUUGGAAAUUGCCUGGCCCAGGCACUGGCAGAGGUGGCAAAGGUUCGGCCCAGUGACCCAAUAGAGUACUUGGCUCACUGGCUUUAUCAUUAUCGGAAAACCACAAAGGCAAAAGAAGAGAGCAUGCAAGAGAAGACCCAGCUGAAAGAGGAGUAUGACAAGAGUCUCCAGGAAACAGAAAUGGCAGAAAUGGUGAAACAAGGAGAGUAUCAAAUUCAACAGAAAGAUGAAAAGGAUCACAAGGUACCGAUUUCUGUAGCUAUAUCUACAAAGAAGACCAUAUUCACACAGGAAAGCAUUGAUCCACUUGAGAAGGAGGCCUUGCAGCAGGAAUCCCUGCCAGGUACCUCCAAGAUCCCUCCAUUAAUGCCUUAACAGAUUCCCUCUUCAGAAUCAGCUGGCCAGACUUGGAACUUCAGAACUCCACAAGUUGCUCCUGAAAUGCCUUCUGACUCCAUAUCUCUGUAUUAG